Messenger RNA from Vicia villosa (hairy vetch), 1481 nucleotides. Its product is annotated as F-box protein FBW2-like. The record is from RefSeq and is a predicted model, not a curated record. Gene Ontology annotation, molecular function: protein binding. The transcript has 4 exons. Bases 262 to 1215 code for a protein of 317 amino acids. Lineage: Eukaryota; Viridiplantae; Streptophyta; Magnoliopsida; Fabales; Fabaceae.
CCUAUUUAAUCCAAGUGAGUUUGUGUUAAUUUUCCAAAACACAUAAAAUCACAAAUCAGUGUCUCUUGAAAAUACAACACUGUACUUUUGAUGACUUUUUGCCAAAGUUUUUUGACUCUGUGUGUGUAUCUCAGUACUGUGUGAGAUGAGAGUGUAGUGUGUGGCAGUAAAAAAGCCGAUAUUUUCUGCAUCUGAGGUUCUUCAAGACACUCAUCAUCACUGCAUAAAGAUUUGGACUGAAUCUUGUUGUUUUACAGGAAAAUGGAAGUAGCUACUGCUGAUUUUCGUCGUUGGGACGAGUUGAUUCCGGAUACUUUAGGGGUGAUAUUCACCAAGCUUCCGCUGCGGGAACGAUUGACUGUGAUUCCGAGGGUCUGUAAGUCGUGGGCUAGUGCUGUUAAUGGACCUUACUGCUGGCAAGAGAUAGACAUUUAUGACUGGUGUACUCGCAGCGAGCCUCGCCACAUUGAGAGGAUGGUUGAGAUGCUUGUCACUAGAAGCUCUGGAUCGAUCCGGAAACUUUGCGCUUCUGGUCUCCAGACUGAGAGGAUUUUCACUUUCAUUGCUGAAAAUGCUGGAUCUCUGAGAAAUUUGCGCCUGCCGAGAUGCGAUGUGAAUGAUUUUGCAGUGGAACAGAUGACCAGAAAGCUUUCAAUGAUUUCCAUCUUAGAUUUGAGCUACUGCAUCAGAAUCGGCAGCAACGCUAUAGAGACAAUCGGCAAGAACUGCAAACGCUUAGAAGUUUUCUGUCGGAAUAUGCAUCCCUUAGACACUUCAGGAAAGCCCUUAGAAGACGCCGAAGCAUUCGCAGUUGCCUCGACUAUGCCAAAGCUGAAAAGUCUCGAAAUGACUUACAAUCUGAUCACCAAUGAAGGUGUUUACCAAAUCUUCUCACUCUGUCCUAACCUCGAGCAUUUGGAUUUGCGGGGCUGUUGGGGUGUCAAACUCGAUAACAUGUACGUGAAGCAGAGUUUUCCGAAGCUCAACGUUUUAGGGCCUCAAGUUUCAGGCUAUUACGAGAGGGAGGAAUGCUCGGAUAUCUCUGAUUCUUCUGACUCGGAAUAUGAUGAUAGUGAUAUGGACGAGUAUGAUUUCUAUGACGAUGAGAGCGAUGACGGAAUGUGGUAUCAUGAUGGAAGGAUCGAGGAGCUCGAGUUUAGGGUUUAUGAAGGAGGGAUUGAAGAUGCUGCAAUGUAUUGGCCUCCAUCCCCAUGAGGCAUGAGAUGUGUUGUUGGUGUUUCCUUGUGAAUUGUAUGGUUUUAUGUUUUCUGUAAUUUGUGCUUCUUUGCUUUGCAUAAAAUGUAUCAAAGAAAAUGAAGCACUUGGGCUUCUUUGUAAGAACUUAAGAUGUUUUUACAUCUUAGGAUAUGUUAGUUUCUUAAGUUCUCUUAUUGGUUAAAUAAAGUUUUCUUAACAAAAUAAAUAAAUAUUUUGUUCAAUUUUUUUAUAGUCUAGUUAAUAGCAUAAUGGUCAGAAGUGAA